Choloepus didactylus (southern two-toed sloth) is the source of this 4299-nucleotide messenger RNA. Its product is annotated as zinc finger protein 596-like. Bases 173 to 1414 code for a protein of 413 amino acids. The transcript is spliced from 5 exons. Gene Ontology annotation, molecular function: DNA-binding transcription repressor activity, RNA polymerase II-specific. NCBI's taxonomy places the organism in Eukaryota, Metazoa, Chordata, Mammalia, Pilosa, Megalonychidae. The record is from RefSeq and is a predicted model, not a curated record. Gene Ontology annotation, biological process: negative regulation of transcription by RNA polymerase II.
GCGCAGCGGGGCGUGGCGGAACUGGCGUCGGGGUCUUCCAGCGGCCUGAGGAGGAGGUGCGUUUAGAGAUGUCUUGCGGCGGCCGCGCUGGGGUGCUGAAGCAUUGGAUGCUUAGUGCUCAGACUGUGACUGAAAAGCCUGAGGAAGACGGUUGGUGGUAGAACUACUGACAAUGCAACCACUGGAAUCAGUCACCUUCAAUGAUGUAGCUAUAAACUUUACCAGGGAAGAGUGGGCCUUGCUGGACACAACUCAGAGAAACCUAUUCAGAGAUGUUAUGCUGGAGAAUAUCAAACAUUUGGUCUUUGUGGGCAGGGAAAAUGACCAUAAAAAAGAAGAAAUGGUAACCAUGCAACAUAUCUGUAAGGAGACAUCUACCAUCCAGUCAAAGCAGCAGAUUUCUUGCACUGGAGAGGAUCCCCUUGAAAGUUAUUAUUUGCGAGAGGAUUUCAUUCACUCUACAUUGAUUGACAGUGGAAAGAAACCAUAUGUGAAGAAACAAUUUCAAAAAGCUCUCAAUUAUCAGUCAUUCUUUAGACAACAUAAGCAAAUUCAUACUGUAUGUAAGUCAUAUGAUUAUCAUCUAUCUGGAAAAGUCUUCAGAGGUAGUUGUGUUCUUAGACAACAUGAGAAAAUGCAUGCUGGAGAGAAGACAUAUGGCUGCCAUCUAUGUGGGAAACACUUCACUGGUAGUUCUACUCUUCGACAACAUGAGAGAACUCACACGGGGGAGAAGCCAUAUGUCUGCCAUCUAUGUGGGAAAUCCUUUAGUCUAUGUGGUAAUCUUAGGCGACACGAGAGAACUCACACUGGGGAGAAACCAUAUGUCUGCCAUCUAUGUGGGAAUUCCUUCGGCCAAAGUUCUACACUCAGACAACAUGAAAGAACUCACACUGUGGAGAAACCAUACACCUGCCAUCUAUGUGGGAAAUCCUUCAAUCGAUGUGGUAACCUUAGGCAACAUGAGAAAACUCACACAGGGGAGAAACCACAUGUCUGCCACCUAUGUGGGAAACACUUCACUGAUACUUAUACCCUUAGACGACAUCAGAGAACUCACACUGGGGAGAAACCAUAUGUCUGUCAUCUAUGUGGAAAAAAUUUCACUGAUACUUCUACCCUCAAACGACAUCAGAGAACUCACACAGGGGAAAAACCACAUGUCUGUCACCUAUGUGGGAAAGACUUCACUGAUAAGUAUACCCUUAGACGACAUCAGAGAACACACACUGGGGAGAAACCAUGUGUCUGCCAUCUAUGUGGGAAAGAUUUCACUGAUAGUUAUGAUACCCUCAGACAACAUCAGAGUACUCACACUAGGGAGAAACCAUAUUUCUGCCAUCUAUGUGGGAAAUCCUUCAGUCCUUAUGGUAACCUUAAGCAACAUGAGAGAACUCACACUGGGGAGAAAUAAUAUGCCUGCCUUGUAUGCAGGAAAGACUUCACUAAUAGUGAUACCCUCAGGCAACAUGAAGAGAAGUCAUACUGGGGAGAAACCAUAUGUCUGCCACCUAUGUGGGAAUUCCUUCAGUCAAAGUUCUCACCUUAGGCUACAUGACAGAACUCACACUGUGACAAAAUCAUAUGCCUGCCAUCUAUGCAGGAAAGAUUUCACUGUUAGUGCUACCCUCAGAGAACAUGAGGUAACUAGCACUGGGGAGAAAAAAUGUCUGACAUCUAUGUGCGGAAAACUGUAGACAUUAUUCUGCUAUUAGAGAACAUCAGAGAACUCAUGAAAUAUGUUCUGCAUAUGGAAGUGUCUUCAGCCACAGCUCUAACCUUUAAAAAAAUGGAAGAGCUCACAAAGGAGUGUAAUUCUCUGACAAUGUAAUAAAUGUGCAAAUGCCUUUAUUUUACAAUCUGUCCCUAAAUAACAUGAUUUUACUACUUUGGGAGGAACCCUGUGUCUGUAAUUACCUAUAAUAGAUUUCAGCUGAGCUCCAGACUUGGGUGUACAAAUAUAGCUCAGAGUUGUAAUAACUCCCAAACCAGAAAACUGGAUAGGAAAGUCUUUACCAGGAGAAGGAAACUCUAGAAGAACAAGAGAUAAUUCUGAUGGAACAUAUAUUCAAUGAAAAAAUGUGAGAAAACCUUAACUUAACAAAGCAAUGUGUGAAAUAUAUGUGAAGUUUCACAUUGUAGAAAACCAGAUGACAUGAAGCCUGCCCAGGAUGCAAUGCUGACAUCACCAAAAUGAAUGACAGAAGCUGUAAUCACAUGACCUCUGUAGAAUGUGGCUGUGGAUUUUGUUGGCUUUGUCUGAAAGAGAUCUCAGACUUGCAUUACCUCAGCCUUGCUGGCUGCCCCUUCCAGGCAAAAAGCCACAGAUUCAGAGGAAGAUUCUUUGAUCACUAGGCACAUCGAUUGGUGCCCCAUUGGGGGUUUCCCUCAUAGCUGGCAUCACCUUUCCUUGUAUGUUCACUGGAAUUCCUGUUUGUGUUGACAGGAAGAUCCUCAGUAGGUUUAAGGGAAGGAAAUCUUUCAAGCACAGGAGGAAUUUGACUAUUGCAGGCCUACUGACUUUCUUGGGCAUGGCAUCCCCAGUUAUUGCUGAAGUUAGUGUUUUUUCUUGGCUCCCCAUUAUGCUGGCAUAGAUCUGUGGGUUUGUGCCCAUAUCUCUCUGUCCUGGAGGAGACUGUGGAGCUAGUUCCGCCGAGGGAAAAUGGUUAAAAUUUUCCCUUGGGGGUGAAAAUUAUGACAGUAUCUGUCAUAAUUGUGACAAGUAUGUAAUAUGUAUCUCAUGAAAUUUUAAAAGUAAAACUGCCCUUAGUUGUCUUAGAUAUAAUGUAUACCUUUCUGGCUUCUGCUAACAUUUCAGUCUGAAUGAUUUUAUGAAAGAUUCCUUACAACUUAAAAUUGAUUGAAUUUGAGUAUCUCUUACGUCUCUACCAUUUUACUAUAAAAUUCUUUAAGUUCACUCCAUGUGUUGUUGAACUAAAAUCAACAUAGAUGCAUGUAACUUGCAAUAUAUGGCAAAAUUGAAAUCCUGAGAAAAAAGACUCCAAGAAAUAUCUCCAAUAAUACCAUUAAUUUAAUAUUUUUUAAAUAUUUCAAAAUUAAAGUAUCUGAAGAUAUUAUAAAAAUUUUUAAAAUCCAAUCCUUUGGGGGAAUUUAUUGGGGAAUUGUAUUUCUGUAUUACAUUAUGCUUCCAUUUGUAUUAUUUCUACUUUUAAAAUUGUAAUCAUUUUAUUACUAUCAAUAUGCUUUUCCGUUUUUGGAGAUAAAAAGAAGCUAAGGGUGAUGACCUUACAUGUAAAAAAGGAUGGACUGGUCUACUGAUUAGUUGAUUUCACCACAAUGAAUCUUUAUAGAUCUGUAAAAUAGGAAUAACAGCUGAUCGUAUCUUUCCUUUCAACUAUUGAAAGUAGAUAUUAUUUGUGGGAAUCAGUAUUUAAUGAUAUUGUGAAAUUGAAUAAAAUGAAAUAAGUUGAGUCUUCUGUGUUGUGUAAAAUAUUAGAACAUUUACCAUACAAGUUGAACAUAUUUCAGAAUGUGAAUAAGCUUAUACAUAAAAAAGAUUGUUUUAUGCUUAUGUGUAAACAUAUGCAUUGUUAGUAAUCUGUGAAUAAUUAAUGGAUGUUGAUUCACAGCCAAUUCCUUGUUAAGUUCCUCUUCAUAACUGACACUAUAAGUUGUGAAAUUUUAACCUGUUUUUGAAGCCACUAUGCUUACAGGCUCCUAGGAUAAAUUCUUAAUAAACCCUAGUGAACAGCACAUAUUCUCCUGGACUUGAUUAAACUAUUUUCUUUGAUGACUUGAAACUGUGGAAUAGACAUUUCCAGAUCUGCUUAUCCUUCCACCCUCAACGUCUCAAAAGGAACAUACUUCACAUUCUGCUUUUCUUGUUCCCUUUUUCUUGUCAUCCAUAUGACCAUUUAUAACACAGAGAACCUCUGAUAACUGCCAGAAAGCAGAGCAGGUGUCACUUUCAGACUGGCCUCCUGCCUGCAAGACUGUAAAUUCUCUCAUUUUCUCCUCCCUGAUGAUCUUUACUUCAGGAACAUUUGAAAGAGUUCAUUAAGAAGUUUUAUUUUUCUUUUUGUUGCUGUUUUAUGUCAGCCUGUUUACUGAAAAUUUAGUGAUAACAUCAUAUGACUAUGUUGGUUAAAAAUGGCCAUUUCAAAAUUUAUAAGUAGUUCUAAUUUAGCAAAACUGGUUUCAUGCUGAAGGUUAAGAUCUUAGUAAGAUUUUCUUAACCUUGUCUGCAUAUUGGACUAUCAAGCCAAUUCUCAAACUACUAUUGCCAUAUUAUAGAAAUGCAACAGACUUGGAUGAUUUGAACACAGAAUAAAAACUUUU